This is a messenger RNA of Cylindrotheca closterium, 1305 nucleotides long. NCBI's taxonomy places the organism in Eukaryota, Bacillariophyta, Bacillariophyceae, Bacillariales, Bacillariaceae. The record is from the annotation of a GenBank genome assembly.
AUGAAAGCUGAUUAUGAAGAGCACGAUGCUAUUCUAAUCGCUUGUUGCAUGAUGCAAAUCAAGGCCAAGUUUGAUACUGAUGAAGGUCUGAACUUCAUUCAACAGUAUUACAUCAAUCAAGGACUUAAGAAGUUUGGUGAUGAUGGAAAGGAUGCUGUGGAUAAGGAAUUGAGACAAAUGCUCCUGAGAGAUUUUUUUACUCCCGAAUUUGUUAAAGAUAUGACCGCGUCUGAGCGAAAGAAGGCACAAUCAGCGAUGAUGUUACUCACAGAGAAGCAAUUCGAAAAGAAAAUUAAAGGUCGCCUAGUAUUCGGAGGCGAUGGAACUCGUGAAUGGUUAUCGCGAGAGGACACUGCAAGUCCAACUGCUUUGCAGGAAGCAAUCACCACUACUUGUGUUAUUGAUGCACACGAAGGUAGAGAUGUAAUGACGCUGGACUUGCCUAACACUUUCAUUCAAACUUAUAUGCCUGAUGCUAAGGAAGGAGAAGAUUGCGUCUACAUGAAAAUCACUGGCAUGAUGGUCCAGAUAUUGAUUGACAUGGCCCCAGAGUAUCGCGAAUACGUUGUAUUAGAGAACGGAAAGCGAGUAAUCUAUGUGCGGGUACUACGUGGUAUAUAUGGGAUGUUGCAAUCAAGCCUCCUAUUCUAUAAUCAGUUUCGAAGUGAUUUGGAGGCAAAGGGAUUUGUUUUCAACCCGUAUGACCUGUGUGUUGAUAACAAAGUUGUUAAUGAAAAACAGCAAACUAUCAGAUUUCAUGUUGACGAUCUUAUGUCAAGUCACAUGGAUCCAAAAAGGAAAGAUACACAGAUAUCUUGGAAUGACUUUGGAUUUCUUGGUGAAAGGAAAACUCAAAUCCGCAUGGACGACUAUGUCAACAACAUGAUGGAAGACUUUCCUGUCAAGUUCAACAAGGAUUCAAAGCAGGAAACACCAGCUGGUAACGAUUUACUGGAAGCUGGUAAAGGGAAGUUACUCAGUGCUGAGUACCGUCAGAUCUUUCAUACUAUUGUUGCAAGGGGACUUUAUGUCUCUAAGAGAGCUCGUUUGGAUAUCCAUCCAACGAUUACUAUUCUUGCCUCAAGAGUUCAAGAACCUACAGAGUCUGAUUGGAAGAAGUGUGUUCACAUGAUGCAAUAUUUGUUUUGUACAUCGUUGUAUUACCUGACACUUUCCGCAGAAUCACUCCAAGUCAUGAAAUGGAUGAUUGACGCAUCAUUUGCGGUGCAUCCAGAUUUCAAGAGCCAUACUGGCGGCACUCUGUCCUUUGGAGGAGGUGCAGCUCACGGGCAAAUGUCCGUUUGA